Musa acuminata AAA Group (dessert banana) is the source of this 1025-nucleotide messenger RNA. RefSeq names its product reticulon-like protein B2. The record is from RefSeq and is a predicted model, not a curated record. Bases 72 to 827 code for a protein of 251 amino acids. Lineage: Eukaryota; Viridiplantae; Streptophyta; Magnoliopsida; Zingiberales; Musaceae. The transcript has 6 exons.
CUCAUAGGCCGCUCCUCGAGGAAGACUCAAGUCGUGGAGGGACAGAGAGGGUUUCCGAGGCGAUUGUAGCGAUGGCGGAGCUUGGGGAGGAGACGCUGAUCGAGCAGAUAAACGAAAAGAUCCACGGCGACGGUGACUCGUCGUCGUCGGAUUCUGAUGACGAGAAGUCGAAGGCGUCGGUGGUCGCGGAGGCCGUCAAGUCCAAGAUCUACCACCUCUUCGGCCGGGAGAAGCCCGUCCACCAGAUCUUGGGCGGAGGAAAGCCUGCUGAUGUUUUCCUGUGGAAGAACAAGAAAGCCUCUGCUGUUGUGCUCGGUGGGGCCACGGCUAUCUGGAUCUUGUUCGAACUAAUGGAGUACCAUUUGCUUACUUUGGUCUGUCAUUGUCUUAUACUGUCCCUUGCUAUACUUUUCCUCUGGUCCAAUGCUACUACCUUGAUAAACAAGUCUCCGCCUCACAUUCCUGUGGUGAGCAUUCCUGAAGAUCUGGCUGUGAACAUAUCGCGUUCUCUCACAUAUGAGAUCAACAGGGGUUUUUCUGUUUUGAGGGAAAUUGCGGCAGGACGUGACCUGAAGAAGUUCCUUGCUGUGAUUGCUGGGCUGUGGAUUCUUUCAAUCAUUGGAAGCUGCUGCAACUUCUUGACUUUGUUUUAUAUUGCUUUUGUGACACUGCACACCCUGCCUUUCUUAUAUGAUAAGUAUGAAGACCGAGUUGACACGUUUGCGGAGAAAGCAACAGUGGAGUUCAAGAAGCACUAUGCAGUUUUUCAUGCCAAAUGUCUGAGCAAGAUACCUAGGGGGCCAUUGAAAGACAAAAAGUUCCGAUGAGAAAAAUGUUCUAGGGUGGUUGCUGGGAGCGGCCUCAGGUUUUUAUGACGUGGUUUGUAUUUAUGUUGGCAUUGUUGCACCAGGCAUGAGCAUUGGAUUGUAUUUCAUUCUAUAGAUUGUAUAUUAUGGCUCUAUACAUGUAAUGUUUAGGAUCAUAUGGGUGUGUUGGUAUCAGGUUUUUAUGGGGUUUGUUAGUCA